AUGCGGCCGCCUGGCUAUUUGUCUCGCUACUGCAACGGAUCAGGCGAGAUGGAGAGGAGGGCAGGAUUAAGCGGGUGCAGAGAGAAGGAGGUGGUGUCGGUGGAGACCGUGUCUCUGUCUGCGGUGGAUCAGCAGCAAAAGAAUUCGGUGGUAAGGAUCGUUCUCGCAGGUGGUAUGGUGGAGAUGUAUGGUGGCGCUGUGUCAGCGCAGUUGGUGAUGGAGAAGUACCCGGGAUUAUGCCUCGCCAAGCCCGAUGUGUUCCAGAGACCACAUGAGUCCGUUGUGAGCCCCAGGGCGCGGCUUCUCCCGGGACAAAAGUUCUACCUCGUUCCCAGAUCCACCCUCAUCAAGCUAAGACGAAACGUGUCCAGAGAAGACAAACAGCUGGAAAAUAGGCUUCUUCAUGAGGAGGAUAUUGAUUGCCGCGAUGAUGAUUAUUCCAUAUGUUCUGCUAAAGAUUUCUAUGAUUCCAUAUGUUCUGCUAAAGAUUUCUAUGCUAGCAAGGAGAAUUGGGUCGAAUGCUUCAUGAAAAAGCUGGAAAAUGCAAAGGAGAUGCAGGAAAGGAGUAUGGAGAUGCCUAAUUUCAUUCCUCGGUCAAAGAAGUUACGGCCGAGGAUAGGAUUGUUAGGAGGCUGGCAGCCGAGCCUGAGUCCGGUCCAGGAGCUAUCUCCUUGAGCUACUAAUUCUUCGCAUGCUUUAGUAAUAUGAAGCUAAAGACUAACAUUUUCUCUUUAUCAUCGUCUUAAUCGCUCCAUCUAAUUAUGCUUGUGAGCUAAUGUCAUAAAAAAGAACUGUGUAAAAUUUGAUGACUGAGCAAUUUGAAAUUGGGAUCGACAGCAUGGAUGAUGAUGCAAUCGUCCCCCGAUAUUCCUA
Messenger RNA from Zingiber officinale, 873 nucleotides. RefSeq lists its product as uncharacterized. Bases 1 to 675 code for a protein of 224 amino acids. Lineage: Eukaryota; Viridiplantae; Streptophyta; Magnoliopsida; Zingiberales; Zingiberaceae. The record is from RefSeq and is a predicted model, not a curated record. The transcript has a single exon.